UAAAGGGGAAAAAAAUGAAUUAGAACCAUUGCUUCCCGAUUAUUUAAAAGAUUCUUUACUAGAUAGAUAUAAUAGAAAAUUAAGAGAUCCGAUUCCAAUACCUACUUGUUGGAAUGUAAAUGAUUGUUCUUCAGAUCUGAAAAUUGAUGAUAAUCUAUGUUCGGUUAGAUAUAAGGGGAACAGGAAGGCUGCAGCGGUUAGAGCAAAUGAUUAUAUUCCAGAAGAAACUGGAGUUUAUUAUUUUGAAGUUGAUGUUAUAGAAGGUGGAGUUACAGAUGAUGGAAGGCGCGAGUACUCUUAG
Messenger RNA from Racocetra fulgida, 301 nucleotides. The record is from the annotation of a GenBank genome assembly. NCBI's taxonomy places the organism in Eukaryota, Fungi, Glomeromycota, Glomeromycetes, Diversisporales, Gigasporaceae.